GCGCGGACCGCGAGAGCAGGGCCUAGCGGGCGCGCGCAGCCGUGAUUGUUGUGAAGAUGGCGGAGGAGGAGGCUGAGAAAGAAUACAACAGAAGAGAAGAAACCGUGGCCCUGAGGAAACGGUUCCACGAAUUAACCACGGUGUUACGAGACAGCGCAGACUCGGCGUUAGACGCCUCCGCUAGCUUCUGCCACGAAUUUUGCCAGAUACUUGUGGAACAUGGAGGCCAAUGGAAGUCGGAGGAAGAUCCACUGCCUUUGCUGGAGAUGUACACAGUGGCUAUACUAUGCUUUGCCGAAGCCACCCCCUUUCUUUUUCCCGAAUGUGAACAUGUCACAGUUGUCCUUGAGAAGUUAGCUUUGAGCUGUCUGGACUUUCUGCUCUCACUCUCGGAGAAAGUACCAGGUGCCCUAUGGGAAGAAUUUCAGUCUUCUGUCAAGGUGGCACAUGGUAUUCUUCAGGGCAAUGGGAAUAUGCAGCUUAGUACUCUGAUGGCUCUAGCUAAUGAAAGUGGGGUUUGGACCAACACCACUCUGUGUCACAUUCUAUCAAACAACAUGCCUGAAGUUGAAAAAGUUCAUGAGCUCCUAGCUCGGGAAGGACCUACACUGCUUGAUAUGCGUAUAAAGCACCUUAUCAAACAGAAGUGUGUGGAAAAAGCUGCAGUGCUUGCAAAAACAUGUGCAGAGUUUCCCGAAUUUGGUGGAAAGAAGAAUUUCAAGCAGAUUUACCUUGUAUGUCUGUGUGAGACAAUGUCACAACAAGAACUCAUGCAAGAGAUAAAGGAGAUUGACUGCAAAGAUGCUUUGGAUAUGAUUUGUAACUUAGAAUCUGAGGAAAAUGAAAAAGGUGCCCUGAGCCUUUGCACUGCUUUUUUCAAGCGCCAGCUUCUCCAAGGGGAUGUGUAUUGUGCCUGGGAACUGACACUGUUUUGGAGUAAGCUUCUGAUACGACUUGAAUCAGCACAGGCCUUUUUGGAUCAAUGUAGACUGUUAGCACAGCUCUCUGGCAGUGUUUACCAUAUUCUUCUCCUCAUCAAAGUUAUCCAAGCAGAGGUUCAGAAUGAAGGACUUCCAGUGUGCAUUGAAAUGUGCAUUCAAGCUCUGAAAAUAGGAGUGAGUGACAAUGAAGACUGCAACACAACUAUCUGCAAAACUAUCUCCUGCUUGUUGCCCUUAGACUUGGAAGUGAAGCGGGCAUGCCAGUUAACUGAGUUUCUUGUUAAGCCCACUGUGGAUUCCUACUAUGCGGUUGAAACACUCUUCAACGAACCUGACCAGAAACUUGAGGAGGAAAGUCUCCCGAUUCCAAAUUCACUACGCUGUGAUUUGUUAUUGGCAUUGAAGACGCAGUGGCCUUUUGACCCUGAGUUCUGGGACUGGAAAACUCUGAAGCGCCACUGCCUUGCUCUGAUGGGGGAGGAAGCAUCUAUCGUGUCCUCCAUUGACAAAUUGAAUGACAGUGAGGAAAAUGAAGGGCUGCUGGAUGCUGAUGAGAAUGAGUUCAAACAUCUGGAAUUUACUCUUAGUCCAACAAAUGAGGCUAGUGGCAUUGAAGCUGAGAGAAAGAAAAAAAGGGAAAUGAAAAAGUUGAGAGAAAAGGGAUUUGUGUCUGCAAGAUUUCGCAACUGGCAAGCUUAUAUGCAGUAUUGUGUAUUGUGCGAUAAGGAGUUCCUUGGGCACAGGAUAGUGAAGCAUGCACUGAAGCAUGUCCAAGAUGGUAUUUUCCGUUGUCCAAUCUGUACUAAGACAUUUGAGACGAGAGCAAUUCUUGAGCCUCAUGUAGCAUCACACGUGAAACAGUCGUGCAAAGAACGGCUUGCUGCUAUGAACGCAAAAGACAAAAAAUUGAGUUCUGCCGAACCCUUGUUGACUGAUGGUAAACAAGACUACAGCAAAUCGGCUGUAAAUGUUGGGCAGGAUGUGUGCCCUACCGUUGUAGGAACUUCAAACACUAAUUCUAGCACUGCUGGAAAUGUUAAACCUAAAAUAUGCUCUCCAAAACGAGGUAACCCUGUACGUGAUGUUGAAAACACUGAAGAUUGCUCUUGUCCUGUUACAAGCUGUCAGAAAGUAUUCAAGUACUUCAGAAAUUUGGUUGCACAUGUUAAGGCUCACAAAAAUGAAGAGGAGGCUACACAUUUUCUUGAAGUACAAAGCCAGAAAGCAAUUUGCCAGUAUUGUCGUCGUCAGUUCGUUAAUAUGACUCAUUUAAAUGAUCACUUGCAGAUGCAUUGUGGCGAGAAACCAUAUUUCUGCAUUCAGCUGGGAUGCAAAUGCAGCUUUAACUCACAUGCAGAACUUCUCAUGCACAGAAAGGUGCACUCAGAAUUCCAGGCACAGUGUAUGUUUCCAAACUGUGGGAGAGUAUUCAGUGAAGCUUACUUACUCUAUGAUCAUGAAGCACAGCACUACAUCACAUUCACUUGCAAAAGUGAUAAUUGUGGCAAGAUAUUUUACUCUCUGUCUCAGCUGAAUUUACAUCAGAAAGAGCACAUGAAGCCGGAGUUUGCUGAAGUUGAGGGCUUAAGGCUUCAAAGUGAGACAGUGACCCAGAAUUCUUUGAACAUCGAAGAGACGUCAAAUCAAGUCGCUGAUGUUCCACAAGAUUCUAGUCCGCAGAACAUGAAACACUCUGUUGAGAACACGUUAAACUCUACUCAUGGCUCCGUAGAGGAGCCUGAUCACUCUUUAUCUUACACAAGUGAAUCAUCAGUCACACAUGACCAGUCACCAGCUAGGGGCCCUUCUGUUGCACAGACUAAUGAGGCAACUAAGACUCCAAACACAGCUUGUGUGACGCAGUCUGACAUUGAUUCUGCAAACCAGAUUAAUCUUCGAUCAUGCUUUGUGAAACUGAUGCCUAUUCCAAUCAAGUAUGAUGAUUCUGUUUUCUUGAAUGCUCUUAAGAACUCCGACGCUAUGACUCAGUCAAUUUUGAAAGAUAAGAAGCUAUUUUGUUUUACUUGUAAACAGCUCACAACAAAUCAGAUGACACCUGAUUUACAAAAUGGAACUUCAACAAAUGCAUAUGCACAACCAUGGUCACAAAAAAAUCAGGAAAAUGGAGGAGAUAAUCUCACUCACAUCUGUCCAUUUGAGACAUGCACACGAAAAUAUAGCACUUCAAAAAGUUUGUCAAGACAUGUUAAAAAUGUGCAUAUUGAAGCUUUUGAGGAGUGGAAACUGUCAAGGAAGUACAAGAGGAUUGCAGAAAUUGCUGCAAGAAAAUCUGAUUCUGACCAUAAACACUCAAAUUUUCAGACUGCCAAAAAACGGAUAAAAUCUUCUACAAAGGCAAUACCCCACCAGUAUCCAGAAAUCCAGCAGGUGAAGCUUCAGCCAGACUGUACAGCCGCAGACGCUAUUCCACAUCUCUCUGGUCCUAUCAACGCACAAACUUUUGGUGCCAAAUUUUGCCCUCAAUUUGAAGGAGCUCAGAAUGAAACUCCACUAUCCGAUACUCCAUUAAUGCAAUCACAGAUGGCUCAGUCCUGGACUUCAACUUCAUUUGAUGGAUACAAUUCUGAUUACUCUCUGCAGAAUCAGUUCCCUCCAGUGAUCAUGCCUGAUGGCUUACAGCAGUCUUAUCCAUUAUACCUACCACACACUGAUCUCCUGUCAGAAAGAGACAUGGAUUAUGCUCCUUCCUUAUCUGAUGACGGCAACACACUAUCAACAGGAAACAUGGAUUCGCACUCAAGUGUAAUGAAUGAAGCUUCUAAAUAUGUGUCAAGCUCUUUAAGGGUGUUACAUGCUCUUAAUGGUGAUCAGACAUGUGAGAUAUCACAAAUGGCAUCAAGCGAAGAACUUGGAUACAUGCAGAUCAGACAAAACCACAACAGUGUUGUUCCACCCGAUGUUAGUGAUUUGCAUUCUGUGUCAGAACAGAAUUUCAAUCCAUAUUUUUCGUCUUAUCCAGCAGAGACGUGUUCCACUUCAGUACAGACUCUGUUAAAGCCAGAAAAAGAAUACACAGUUAGUGAUGCUAGUCCGCUGUUCUCAUCAGAAGUUAAAAGUCAAACCCAUUUUGUAUCGCCCAUUUGCAAAGAAGAACCUGAAUGUUUUUCUGUUUCAAAUGCCAGUACUACAGCAAUGGAGAAUGAACAGAAUAAUGAUCUACUCGCACAAGAAAUGUCACCAGUGACAAGUGAAGAUGUUUCUUGUGGCGAUAAGAGUGUUACAAGUCCUGGUGAAAUCAUGAAAAUGAAGAAAAUUAGAUCAUCAAAGAGGACUAAGUGGCCUGCAAUAAUAAAGGACGGAAAAGUUAUUUGCUGCAGGUGCUACAGGGAGUUUACCAGCACCAAGUCCCUUGGAGGACACUUAUCUAAGCGCUCUCAGUGCAAACCAUUAGAUGAAGUUGAUCUUACUGCUGAUUUGCCUACAUCAUUUCUUGAUUUUCUGAAUGAUCCAGAUAUUUCAACCAUCCCAAUAUCUCUUCACAGAAAUGACAUGCAUGGCCAAGAUGCCCAGUCACUUAUACAUCAGCAGUCAGAAUCAAAUGUCCUUAACAGUAGCAGCUUUACAGACAUCCAUAGCCCAAAUUACAGUCUUCAAAACGGCCAUCUGUCAUCUGGAGACACAUCUGAAAGUCCUUUCAUAGCCCCUAAUAAUCAGAGUGGAAGUUCAUCUACUGUGCCAUCUUUGAAAAUUCUUGAUUUGCCAGAAACUGACACUGAACAGAACUUUAAAGCUGAAAUAUCUUCUACAGCUCCUGGUGAAGAUGGCAACAUUUUAGAAAUUGAACGGGCAUUACAACGCCUAGAUUUAGUAGAUGGACUCACCCAAGACCCCUUAAAAGUCAGAACGCCUGCCUUGCAAAAUCUUGUGGCUGUCACUGAAACAACAACUAAGAGCUGUAAUAAAACGAAAAGUCAGGGAGAAAGUCAUGAUCUGAAGAAUAUUCUCAAACCGUUCAAAUGUACUGAAGAUGGCUGUGUCUAUGGUGCAAUGACAAAGGAAGCUUUAUUUAAACACCUAGUCCGUGUACAUGAAUUCACUGAGGACAAGGUAAAUGAACUGAAGAGAAACCCAGACAGAUUAUCACCAUACGUUUGUCACUUGUGCUCAAAGACAUUUACCAGAACCACAGGCCUUAAAAUCCACUAUAAAAAUGUACAUCAUUUGUCAAGGGAGGAAAUAUCUAAAUUAAAAAUUGGCAGACAAGGCAGAAAGACAAAAGCAUCUAACUCUGCAUCAAAAGAUGCAACUAAGAACCUUGCCAGCCCUCAGACAAACAGCUUGUCAUCCGUGCAGUCUAUGUCAAGUGUAACUUUUGGCAUGGCAGGUACUAAUAUAAAGACUGAACCAGCAGACUUUGCAGGAAAAAAGCAAUGUCUUAAUCAAGUUGCCCUAACAAGUAGUGUGAUUAGUCCAGCUACAGAUAUGUUACAGAAAAAUCCAGGUCCUAUUUUAAUAUCAGAGAAGGAUUUAAAACCACUGCAAAGUCCUUGUCACAGUGCAGAUAAUCUGAGUGUGCAGAGUUCAACAGUAAGUGUUAGUCAAGAACUGGCAGCUGGAAACUCUGUUCCUCUUGACAAACAAUGUGUUUUGGAGCAAGCUGCCAAUGCCUCAUCCACACAUGUUGGAGAAAGCAUGACUGAACAAAUGGACAAGUCAAAAAAGGCAAAACCUAAGGAGAGGUUUGAACCCCUUAAAAAAGAGAAACCACACAAAAAACUUGUGGCCAAAGUUGAUUCUGUUGAUACAAAUGAUGAGGUUAGUUUGUACAGGCCAUACCGAUGUGUCCAUGAAGGAUGCGUAGCCGCUUUUUCUAUACAGCAAAACCUUAUCUUACAUUACAAGGCGAUGCAUCAGUCAGAGAUCUUAGACGAAUCAAAUGAAAACAUCAGUGGUGAUCAUAGUGAUGGGUCUGCUCGUGUCCAUGAAUUCAAAUGUCAAGUGAAAGAAUGUUCAAAGGUUGUCUCCAAAGUUACAAGCUUACUCAAGCAUUAUCUGUUGCUUCAUAGAUGCACAUUAGAAAAAGCUAGUGCUUUGCUGUCAGGUAUUGAGGUAGGGAAAUUUCAGUGUGAUCAGUCCAAAUGCUCUGCAUAUUUCACAUGCCAUCUGAAAUACAUUGAUCACAUUAAGAAUGACCACAAAGCAAUAAGAGUUUCUGCGGAUGGAGACUUUGAAAGUGUAGACCUCACAUUCAAGUGUGAAUAUGAGGGUUGUGACAGGGUGUAUACCACAAAGUCAAAUCUUCUACGACAUUUCAUGAAAAAACAUCAAACAACAUUUGAAACCAUUAAACAGAAACAAAAAAAGGGUGAAGGAGAAACUGAAUCAGCAAAAACACUUGGUGCAAAACCUAAUGAUGGGAAGGAGAAUAUUUCAGGUAACAAGAUCAAACUGAAAAAGAAAAAUUUGAAGAAAAAGGAGGAAAAAGCCCGUAACCACUGGACAAGCUUUGGAAAGCCUUCUCUGAAGUCCAUGGACGAGGCAUCUGCCAUGUGUACUGGGCAGUUUCCUCUACAGUACCCAUGUAUGAUUAAGGGCUGUGACUCAGUCUCAAGUACAGAGCGGAAUAUAGUUAAGCAUUACACCACUCACGGUCUCACAGAACGCUACAUUGAGAAUCAGAGGAGCCACUUCAUAUUCUGUAAGAAGAACUCACGAUUAAGGAACAAAGAAGGAAGUAAAUCGGAUGAAAUUUCUUCAGACACCACUGAAGUUGAAAAGGCUGAUUCUGACGAAAAUGCUGAUCCUGCUCAAAAGGCUGAUCCUCAGCAAAACGUCGAUCAUGCAGAAACGGUUGAUCCCACCCAAAAAGCUGAUCCCUCACAAAAGGCAGAUCCUCAGCAAAAUGCUGAACUGACACAAAAGACUGAUCCUCAGCAAAAGGCUGAUCUUGUGAACUCCAUGGUUAAAUCCCAGGAUCUAGAGCCUGAAAAUAGUGCUCCUCCUAAAACUGAACAGCUGGCCUUUGCGACCUCCACAUCCGAACUAAUGCCAGUUAAACGCAAAAGGGGGCGGCCGAGGAAGUCGGAACAGACACUAAAAGUCAAUCCAGAACGAAAGCAAAGUCUUAGACACAGCACUACAGAUAGCAAUCAUGUCCCAAAAGUUUCAGGAUCUACAUCAAAUUCUGCUGCCCAUCACCAGGAGCAGACAGAGAGUGGAGUUGCACAAAAGCUUUUCAGUCCUUUAGGGUUUAAGGCAUCAAUACUUAAGUUAUUUGAAGAGCCUCCAUCUACAAAUACUUUCAAGAGGAAAUCAAGUGAAAGUGAUUGGACUGAUAAGCCAUUAAAACGAAAACAAAAAAAUCUAAAUGCUAAUAGUAUCUAUAAAAACUCUAUGUAUCUGAAGAAAAGUGAGGACCAAAAUAUGGUUCAUUUCAGAAAUCCUCUCAAGCUAGAGUCUGUCAAUAAUGUUAAGAUUGUUAUGGAUGGAAGUUUUUCCAAUGGUGCUGAUCUUUUGCUGAAACAACUUCAGGACAUGCGGCCUACGGUCAUCCUGAAAAAGUGGCUGUGCAGUUGAUGACUGGCUUUGAGACUGAUGUCUCUGUCUCUUUUCAGAGCUUUGCACUCAGGAUUAGAUAAUGUUACAUGCUGCAGACAGGUACAUCAGCUAACAGUUUGUCUGAGGUUUUUCAAGCAUUUCAUUUGAUUUGGGAAGACUGAAAAAGACAGAUUCUUAUACAAAAUAUUGAUUUUACAUUUUGAGAUACCAUUAUGUACAUUAGGGUUUAAAUGUUAUGUAGAAACAUAUUUGUAUUUAUGAAGUCAGUUCUCUUUUAAAGCUUAGCAUUUGCUAAAUGUAAUAUUUUACACACAUGCUGAAAAAAUGUUUUGAUAUAUCCCUAUGGGAUCUGUUUCUUUUUUAAGUAUAUAUUUAUUUUUUACUUCACUGUAGUGUAUAGUAAUGUAUAUGUCUUCCACACAAUAUUCAAUAAAAGUAACCUGAAUGCUUUCUGUAAAUGACAGUUGUUAUUUAUCAGAGCUGCAUGACCAAGGCUAACUUUUAUUGCAGUUACUUAUUGGGAUACUUUUGCUACAAGCCGACUUCAAGUAUUAAAAAUUUAGGCUUAUAUAUUUCUUUGGUGGCUGUAGUUGCAUGUACUCAAGUUUUGUAUCUCCCCAUUUUAAUUUGUUUGAACAAACAAAACCAUUCUAAUAAUUAAGCAAAUAUGUGAAACAUUUCAAUCGGCCGUGUAAUGUACCAUAUUGUCCGCUCUUCACUUAGGAAUUAUCAAAGAGGCAAACAUUCAGCUACUGUUAACACAAGAGCACUGCACCAUGCAUGGCACCAUUACACACAUUCAUAAUUUAUUUUAGCCAAUCCAUCUACCAGGCAUGUUUGUGGGAGGAAACUGGAGAACCAGGAGGAAACCCAUGUGGAUAGGGAGAACAUGGGAAACUACACAGACAGUAACUCAAACUCGGGAUCUAACUGGGGGCCCUGGAGCUGUCAGGUGUCAGUGCUACCCACUGCACCAGCUUCGGAGAAAACAACAUAAUUAAUUUAACCUCUUACAAAAGCAGCCUGAAACCUGAAAGUCAUUCAUGAUCAGAAUGAAAUUUUCACUUAAGAUAUUAGUGUGUUAUGUGCACACUUCAUAUAAUGUGCUGAGAGCAUGGAAAAUAUUUAAAUGUCAGAAAAUGCAUCAGUUCUGACAUGGCAGGUUAAGUGUGAUGUGCACAUAAAUCUUAAGAGGCCUCUGCACUUCCUUUUGUUAUUUCAGGAAAACAAAGUUUCAAAAUGUCAAGAUUAAGAUCUAAGGUUUAUAAAGUGAGUAAACAACAUAUGUGAAACCUUGGCCUGUUGGGACUUAGACAGAAAACAAUGUUGAUAUAACCAUGAAAACUGCACAAAGGAGAAAUAUGCUGUGAAUGAAAUGCUGCAUAUCGCCCCUAAAGGGCAAAACCAGUCAUGAGGAUGAAUGUGCCCUUUAAAGCACACAGCCAAACAAGAGACUGAUGCUGCGUCCCACUUCGCCUACUUAUACUACGCACUAAAAGUAUGUACUCUUUUGUGAAGAAAAAGAGUAUGCAAGUACUGGUACAUACUAACACGUCAUGUAACGGAAGAGAACGUUGUUGCCAAGUUACGCACGCUGACACCGGAAACAAACUCCUUGCUGCAUUUCAGCAUUUCCUCAUUUAUUACUCCAUAUAUAAUUUAUACUAUACAGUUUAAUUUACCAUUCCCUUGAUUUAUUUUUCCUCAUUUCAUUUACACCUCUCUCAAAUGCGUGCCAGUGAAAAGGGAGUCAUUUGUAACGCGGCAUUUUAUUAGGUACUUGGUCUCUUCAUCUGAACCUACAAGAUAA
This is a messenger RNA of Pangasianodon hypophthalmus (striped catfish), 9270 nucleotides long. RefSeq names its product zinc finger protein 292a (gene znf292a). The record is from RefSeq and is a predicted model, not a curated record. NCBI's taxonomy places the organism in Eukaryota, Metazoa, Chordata, Actinopteri, Siluriformes, Pangasiidae. The coding region runs from base 57 to 7478 and encodes 2473 amino acids. Gene Ontology annotation, cellular component: nucleus. The transcript has 8 exons. Gene Ontology annotation, molecular function: DNA-binding transcription factor activity, RNA polymerase II-specific; DNA binding. Gene Ontology annotation, biological process: regulation of transcription by RNA polymerase II.